Cynara cardunculus var. scolymus (artichoke) is the source of this 897-nucleotide messenger RNA. RefSeq lists its product as uncharacterized. The record is from RefSeq and is a predicted model, not a curated record. Bases 1 to 897 code for a protein of 298 amino acids. Gene Ontology annotation, biological process: shoot system development; root development. Lineage: Eukaryota; Viridiplantae; Streptophyta; Magnoliopsida; Asterales; Asteraceae. The transcript has a single exon.
AUGGUUGUUUCUUUAAGGUUUAACAGCAAAUUCCAGAAAAAAUCAAUCAGUUUGCCUUGCAGAUCACAUCCAAGCACUCUCGGAGUUGAAGAGGAGCUCAACAAGAUUAAAGCAUCAUCUUCAACAAAGCAAUCUGCUGACAGCAUAUCCAACGGUCUGUCUCAGCUGGUUGAGUUGUACAAUUGCUUGGAUGAUCUUCUUGAUUCAUUGGCAACUCAGAAUCUAAUUUCUUCACACCGAAAGGAGAUUUGGGUUGAAGAGGUAAUGGAGGAAUCCAUGAAGUUGUUAGAUGUUUGCAGUACUGCAAGGGAUGUGGUGUUGCAAAUGGAAGAACAUGUUCGAGAUAUUCAGUGUGCAUUACGGAGGAGAAAGAGCCACACCAGCGUGGAAGACAGCAUUGGGAAAUACAAAUGUUUUAGGAAGAAAACGAUGAAAGAAGCCAAAGUGAUGAUUAUACAUUUGAAACAAUCGGAAAAAGUGAUGGGUCUGUUGGCGGAUCCUGAUAACCACCAUCUCAUGGCAAUGAUUAGAGUCUUCAUGGAAGUUACCGAAAUGACCGUUAUUAUCUUUGAAUCUCUCUUGAUGUUCCUAGCAUCCCCGGUUACCAAGCGAAAUGGAUGGUCUGUAGUGGUGUCAAAGCUGAUUUCCAAACGGACUAUGGCAUGUCAAGAAGACAAGAAGCAAGAAGGAAUCACGAAUGAGUUGGAAACUUUAGAUGUUGCAUUGUUUACCAUCCUGUGCGAUGGUCAUGUUGAAUGGGCAGAAAAAACGCGAAUUGUGCAAUUUAAAUUGGAGGGACUGCAAGGUAAGAUGAUGAGAAUUGAGAGCGGUUUGGAGUGCAUGUUUAGAAGAUUUGUGAAGACAAGAACUACUCUCCUCAACAUCAUCUCCUUGUAA